AUGCCAACUCCAGACUGCAGCAUCAGUAUUGAUGAACUGCUGUACCCUGGUAAACUCCAGAGGAUUUUCUUGGAAGAAGCAGCUCCUCGCAGAGUCAUGAUUGCCAUCACGGAUUUCCCCCCAAAAAUCCUAGACUUCACUGUGAUGGGCCUGACUCUCAACCGUGGAAGGCAAUACGAAAGCCUCUACAGCGUUUUGCAACGUGCCGACACUUGGCUAAGACAACAAGUCAGCUUGAAUGUCGUCACUGUGCAAACCAUCCCGCAACGAGAAGAAUUCUACGGCACCGACGAAACUGAGACCUUUUUUGUGGAGCCAGCACUUGCUAGCGUCGACAUCUUGCGGAUUUUGCGAGUCGCUUAUGUUCGAGAGCUCGACGAUUUCCGAGACGAAAUCACAGAAAACCGUGCCACAAGUUUCUCAGGAUCUCUGUCACUUUCCUGCAAAAUUUUCGCGCCGGAAAAGCAAAGCCUAGCAGAGGAGACCCGCGAUGCGCAAAUUCGCCGCGUGCUAAAUUGGCUAGAUACCAACGAAGAUGUGUCCCAGCUACUGUGGUUAGAGACGGGGCUUUUCAAGCGACACGAAGAAUGGCGAAUGGCUGAAAUUCUGCACAAAGGAGACGUUGUCUACAAGGACAAAAGCACCGACUAUUGGGACACUCACUACAGAUUCUGCAUCAGAGCAUUUUACAUCGGCCCUCGGAAAAAGACAACAACUGAGCAGAAGCUGUAUUUGUCAAGAAUAAACGCCAAUGCCUUCGGCUUUGGGAAAUGCAGUGUGAGCUGAGAAUAAUACCCCGGUUUACGGCCGAAGCGGAUGAAGACCGAUGCGCAUAACAGACUUCGGCGGAUCCCGAUUUUCGUUUCGAAUAGCUGCCCAUUUUUCCCAUCACAGUGCACGUUUUUCAUGAAUCCGGAAAAAUACAAAUUGAAUAGUUGAAUUUGACCACCAUCCACCAGAAA
Notodromas monacha is the source of this 962-nucleotide messenger RNA. The record is from the annotation of a GenBank genome assembly. NCBI's taxonomy places the organism in Eukaryota, Metazoa, Arthropoda, Ostracoda, Podocopida, Cyprididae.